ACGCACUACUAGCGCAUAAGAUUUCGCUUUCCUCAUUAUCAACGAGGUGCCGUGCCCAGGUGUGGCUUGGAAAAAAGUUGACUGCAAAGGCUGGUUUCAACGUGAAAAACCCCGAAGAUGAAGGCUCGCAUCGAAGACAACGUCAUCUACUCGCCAUACCCCGACAUCAAAAUUCCACUGUGCUCUUUCUACACUCUCGCGAAACAAAAGUUGCUCACGGAUCCGGACAACAUUGCUCUGGUUAGCGAUGGCGUCAGCCUUACACGAGCUCAGUUGUUGGCUGGAAUGGAACGCUACGCUGUGGGUCUGCAGCAGUAUGGCUUGCUUCCUGGAGACCGGGUCUGCAUUCACCUCGACAACGGUGUGGAGAACUUACUAGUCAUGUAUGGCUGCAUCCUGGCCGGAGCAACUGUUGUGUUAGCCAAGACUUCACUCACUGAAAGGGAACUCCGCUACCAGGCCGAAGACGGUGACUGCACGCAUAUCAUCACAGACGAGCAAUACGCCGAGAAAGUCAAGAAAGCAGUUUCAAAUAUGAAUAUGAAGGCCCUCUUCUGCAUGGGACCUGCAGCCGGAUUCGUGGCGCUCUCUGACUUUUCGAAGUUCGACGAGAAAGGGUUCCGUGAGUGCCCCAUAGCCGACCCUUGCAACAGCGUGCUAGUGGUGUGCUACACAUCCGGAACCACGGGUAUGCCAAAGGGUGCUGAGAUAACGCACUACAACUACGUGGCCUGCUGCUACACGUCGUGGUUGCAAUUGCCAUGGGGAGAAGGAGAUGUAUUUUUCGGCGCGCUGCCGAUUACACAUCAGUCCGGAAUGCUGUUUCAAGUGGCAGCUAUGCUGGGUGGCGCGUCUUGCACUCUCUUGUCGGCGAAGCUGAACCCUCGGGAAAUCCUGGACGCUGUCGACAAGUACAAGGUAACGGCGGCAUUCUUCUUCCCGUCUCAACUGCAAGCUGUGGUGCGUGAAAUACAACGGACCGGCCGGGGAAUGCCCACAAUGCGAGCGGUCGUCGCGGGUGGGAGUGUGCUCUCGGCUUCCACAGCCGAGGCAGCGCGCAAAUCUUUCACUGGUCUCAAGCUCCUGCUCAACAUGUACGGAAUGACAGAAUCCUGCGGCGUUGUUGCAGGUCAACCGAAAACAAGCGAUGUCCGAACCAACGCUGAUGUAGGCGUUCCAGGCACUGGUGUAGAGAUAAAGGUAGUGGACGUGUACACUCGUCAAAAACAUGGCCCCCACGAGACAGGAGAGAUCUGCUUCCGCACAUUGUCUAUGGUGAGGGGCUAUUACAAGCGACCAAAGGAAACGGCCGAUCUUUUCGACGAAGAGGGCUGGUGUAAGUCAGGUGACGCAGGCUACUACGACGAGAGCGGUCGAUUGUACAUAGUCGAGCGGCUAAAACAGAUGAUCAAGUGCAUGGAUAACCAGGUCGUCCCCGCAGAGUUGGAAGAACUGCUACUUCGCCACUACGCGGACGAGAUUGAGGAGGUUUCUGUGGUUGGCGUUCCGCACUCGGACUUCGGCGAGGCACCUGCGGCUGCCAUCGUCCUUACGGAAAAAGGCAGAGAGCAGGACGUGCUGACUCUCGCCGAGAAGAUAAAGGCCACUAUUUCCACCAACCUUGCCGUUCACAAGCACUUGUAUGGUGGAGUUUACUUCGUGGACUCAUUCCCGAAGACCGAGACGGCGAAAGUCAACAGAACAGCCCUGGCACGCUCUCUUCUGAAAGUCUAGACAUGUUCCUUUAUUUGACGGUAAUAAAACGUCUAGCGUUAUGACUUUU
Messenger RNA from Rhipicephalus sanguineus (brown dog tick), 1783 nucleotides. RefSeq lists its product as uncharacterized. The transcript is spliced from 10 exons. Gene Ontology annotation, molecular function: CoA-ligase activity. Lineage: Eukaryota; Metazoa; Arthropoda; Arachnida; Ixodida; Ixodidae. The record is from RefSeq and is a predicted model, not a curated record. The coding region runs from base 118 to 1734 and encodes 538 amino acids.